Molecule: messenger RNA, 2460 nt
Organism: Clarias gariepinus (North African catfish)
Lineage: Eukaryota; Metazoa; Chordata; Actinopteri; Siluriformes; Clariidae
Product: heterogeneous nuclear ribonucleoprotein U-like protein 2
Exons: 14
Coding region: 161-2263 (700 amino acids)
Cellular component (GO): membrane
Molecular function (GO): protein binding
Source: RefSeq, a predicted model, not a curated record
ACCAGCUGCUGUGUGUGUUGUGUUGUUCUGUUUUAUUUAUUUAUAUAUUUUACUAUUGUUUAAUAUUUUUACUAUUGUUGUCAAGCUCUAAAAACGCGUAUAGAGUUUAACUUUCGGUUGUAUUUUUAAUUUAUUCUGUUUAACCGCCGGUUAUUUCGGAAUGUUGUUGGAGGACGUGAGGAAGCUGAAGGUGGCCGAGCUGCGGGCCAGCCUGCGCGAGCGUGGACUCGACUCCAGAGGGCUGAAGGCUGAGCUUGUGGAUCGCCUGCUGUCAGCCAUUAACACUACACAACAUGAACAAAGUGCAGAUUUAAAGCAUUUAGACUCUCAGACUGUAGAGGAAACAUGUCAGGCUGAGGUGGCACCUGAGACAGCUUUAAGAGACAGGGUGCUAACCCUGGAGCAAAACCAAUCACGUGUAGGAGAUCAAAUCUGGACAGAAACGCGGUGUUUUGUCGAUCAGAGCACACAGACAGAGAAUGAUUCAGCAGUCUGCUCCAGGUGUAAGAACAGAGAAGAAGAAGAAAAAGCAGUGCAGCUCAAAGCCCAGGGUGUCCUCAACAGCUCUGAUGUCCAUCAGGAGACAAUCCAGUCCACACCAUUGUACACCAGUCCUCAGUCUCCUCACAUGGCAGCUGUCAUAGAGGAGACAGGAACAGAACAGCAGGACGAGCCUAGGAAUGUCAGCUCGCCCACGCCCCACGCAGAGAGGAGCCGGGAUUAUUAUGAGUUUAAAGAGGAGAUUCAAUAUAAGAGAGCCAAAACACCAGAGCCUUCUCCUGCAGGUGAGGAUGAGAUGGACAUCGAUGAUGACACAGUUCGUCUAGAUCCAUACAACAGCGACCUGCAUUUUGAAGUGGGUACAGAUGGGAGCAGCGGUCAGCCUUUACUCAGUGAGAAGUUUCCUCUGCUGCAUUCAGGGUGUAGAGUGACUCAUGGCUUUACUCGGGGAAAAGUAGGAUUCGAAGUUAAGUAUGUGAAGAGAUUGUCAGCAGCUACAGUGACAGCUGUCGACCCUGAGCCUUAUGUCCUCAGAGUGGGCUGGUCUUUGGACGGCUCCAGCCUUCAGCUUGGAGAGGAAGAGCUCUCGUAUGGAUUUGAUGGAUCAGGCAAAGCAGUGACACGGGGAAAGAUGGAAGAAUUUGGCGAGCCGUUUUCAGAAGGCGAUGUCAUCGGCUGCUAUGCGUUCAUCAGUGACAGUGGGGAAACCGAAUUAUCUUUUUCCAAAAAUGGCCGAUUCCUCGGGGUGGCGUUUCAACUCGCUGACGUCACCCUCGCGGGUCGUGCUCUCUACCCACACGUCCUGUGCAAAAACUGCUCUGUUUCCUUAAACCUGGACUCUCAGGGUGGGACAUGGUAUCCCGGACCUCCUGGAUACUGCCCAUUACCAGAGCUUGUAUCUGUACAUCGAACUCAAGCUCCACUUCCUCCAUCACAUAGGAAAGACUGCGAGGUGCUAAUGAUGGUCGGCAUGCCAGGCUCUGGAAAGAGCCACUGGGCUGAAAACCACAUCGCCAAGAACCCGGAGAAACGUUACAAUGUGCUGAGCACAAACUCCAUCCUUCACUGCAUGAGGCUGCCGAACCCAGAACACAAGAAUCUGUUGCUGCAACAGGCCACACAGUGUCUUACACAACUCAUCAGAAUAGCAGCAACCAAGAGGAGGAACUUCAUCCUGGACCAGGCGAACAUUUACCCAUCUGCUCAAAGGCACAAGCUGCUGAGUUUUUCCGGUUAUCACAGAAAGGCGGUGGUACUCGUCCCAUCGGAUGAGGAGUGGAAGAGACGUCUGCAGCAGAAAGCUCAGAGGGAGGGUGCAGUGCUGCCUGAAAUAUCACUUUUAAAAAGCAAAGUGAGUUUCACGCUCCCAGAGCAAGGCGGUCUGCUAGAGGAAGUCCUGUUUGUCGAACUCUGCCAAGAAGAAGCCCAGAAACUCCUCUCGAGCUACAAAUUGGAAGCCACACGCCUCCUACCUACACCUGCCAAACGCAAGAGGCACAACAAAGGUCCCCAUAAACAUCACCCUGAUGCACAUGGAUCGAGCCAAAGCCGCAGUCAGUAUGCACAGCAGUCACAGUGGGGAUGCCAUAAACAAAACGGAUGGAACUUUUAUGCUUUUUCACAACCUUAUGGCUAUAACAGUGAUCCACAGAGGUACAGAGAUUACUAUCAGCCCUGCACAGAACAGUGGAACCUGGCUAACCAGGAUCAGAGCUACUAUGGCAACCAGAGCUAUUAUUAUGCCAACCAAGCCUUUUGGUAAAUCAUAACAGCGACCCAAUUAAAUUAUAUUUAGGUAGUGGACUUUACUUGGAACAACUGCUUUUGAACUUUGAAUCUACAAAGAAGUAAACAAAUAUUAUGGCUCUAUGCUGUUGAUUUGUACAGAAAGUGUAAAAAAAAAUUUUAAAAGCAAUUGUUUUAUAUACAUUUUCUACAAAAACACUUCCAACUUCUGUA